Loxodonta africana (African savanna elephant) is the source of this 2018-nucleotide messenger RNA. It is a transcript of the gene SQSTM1, whose product is annotated as sequestosome 1. Gene Ontology annotation, biological process: mitophagy; aggrephagy; endosome organization. Gene Ontology annotation, molecular function: zinc ion binding; protein kinase C binding; K63-linked polyubiquitin modification-dependent protein binding. Gene Ontology annotation, cellular component: aggresome; amphisome. Lineage: Eukaryota; Metazoa; Chordata; Mammalia; Proboscidea; Elephantidae. The record is from RefSeq and is a predicted model, not a curated record. The transcript is spliced from 9 exons. The coding region runs from base 35 to 1432 and encodes 465 amino acids.
UACAGCUCCGUUCCAGCUCCUUCGUCAACAGGGUAUGGCGUCGCUCACAGUCAAGGCCUACCUUCUAGGCAAGGAGGAUGCGGCCCGCGAAAUCCGCCGCUUCAGCUUCUGCUUCAGCCCCGAGGCGGAAGCCGAAGCCGAGGCUGCGACUGGGCCGGGGCCUUGCGAGCGGCUGCUGAGCCGGGUGGCCGCCCUGUUCCCGGCGCUGCGGCCUGGCGGCUUCCAGGCGCACUACCGCGAUGAGGACGGGGACUUGGUUGCCUUUUCUAGUGAUGAGGAGCUGACAAUGGCAAUGUCCUAUGUGAAGGAUGACAUCUUCCGUAUUUACAUAAAAGAGAAGAAGGAGUGCCGGCGAGACCACCGCCCGCCAUGUGCUCAGGAGGUGCCCCGCAGCAUGGUGCACCCCAAUGUGAUCUGUGAUGGCUGCAAUGGGCCUGUGGUGGGAACCCGCUAUAAGUGCAGCGUCUGCCCGGACUACGACCUGUGUGCGGCCUGCGAGGGGAAGGGCUUGCACGGGGAGCACAGCAAGCUUGCGUUCCCCACCCCCUUCGGGCACCUCUCUGAGGGCUUCUCUCAUAGCCGCUGGCUCCGGAAGCUGAAACAUGGGCACUUUGGGUGGCCGGGCUGGGAAAUGGGCCCACCGGGCAAUUGGAGCCCACGUCCUCCUCGGGCAGGAGAUGCCCGCCCUGGCCCCACAGCAGGAUCAGCUUCUGGGCCCUCAGAGGAUCCCAGUGUCAACUUCCUGAAGAAUGUAGGGGAAAGUGUGGCUGCUGCGCUCAGCCCUCUGGUGCUGAAGAAUGAGGGGAUGGCGGAGAAAGGAUGCCUUGUGUCACUCCUUUCCAGGGCCUCCCAUUUCAGAGCAGGCAUCGAAGUUGAUAUUGAUGUGGAACAUGGAGGGAAAAGAAGCCGCCUGACAUCUGCCUCUCCAGAUAGUUCUAGCACAGAGGAGAAGUGUAGCUCACAGCCAAGCAGUUGCUCCUCCGAUCCCAGCAAACCAGAGGGCAAUACGGAGUGUACGACGCAGUCUCUGGCAGAGCAAAUGAAAAAGAUGGCCCUGGAGCCUGUGGGCCAGCCCGAGGAACAGAUGGAGUCUGAUAACUGUUCAGGAGGAGAUGAUGACUGGACUCAUUUGUCUUCAAAGGAAGUGGACCCAUCUACCGGUGAGCUCCAGUCUCUGCAGAUGCCAGAAUCUGAAGGGCCAAGCUCUCUGGACCCUUCCCAGGACGGCCCCACAGGACUGAAGGAAGCAGCGCUAUACCCACAUCUUCCGCCAGAAGCUGACCCCCGGCUGAUUGAGUCCCUCUCCCAGAUGCUGUCCAUGGGUUUCUCUGACGAAGGUGGCUGGCUCACCAGGCUCCUACAGACCAAGAAUUACGACAUUGGAGCUGCCCUGGACACCAUCCAGUAUUCAAAGCACCCACCACCAUUGUGACAGUGUUUGCUCACCUAGUCUGUACCCCUUUUUGUCUCCCAGUUGUGUUGAGCUAGUGUAGAACAGCAGGGCCUCUGUAAGGGCCACUUUUCUCUACAUUCUUCUUCCAGAAUCUGGGGGGUGGGGAUGCAUGACGCCAUUUAGGGUAGUAGAACAAGUGACAUGAGGAGGACUUCCAGGUAUGUGUAUGUUUGAGAACUUGGCUGUUUUGAGAUUGAUGUUUUGAGAAACAAAACCAGUGUCCCUCGUGUGCCUUGGCUCUGGGCCUUGCCCUUGCUGAGGAGGCACACUGCAGCCUAUUCCUGUCCACCCACCCCCAGGAUGAUACCAGCAGUCCAGAAUAUAUCUUGCCUAAUGACCUUCUGCUUUUUUUUUUUUUUAAUGACUAAUGGUAUGCUGACAUUUAGUUUAUUAUCCAUUAGAAACCUGAUAUAUUCUGAUUUUAGAUACAGUACUGUUACCGUUUCAUCAGGGAGCAGAGGAGGGUGUCCUGGAGCAGGUGCUGGGGAAGAAGAAUGGGGUUAGGACAGGACAGCCCAGUACCGUGGCUUUGGUGCUUGGGAAUAAAGAACGGCUGAUAAGGCGA